Messenger RNA from Polyodon spathula (Mississippi paddlefish), 3357 nucleotides. RefSeq names its product transmembrane gamma-carboxyglutamic acid protein 3-like. The transcript is spliced from 4 exons. Bases 99 to 764 code for a protein of 221 amino acids. The record is from RefSeq and is a predicted model, not a curated record. Gene Ontology annotation, molecular function: calcium ion binding. Gene Ontology annotation, cellular component: extracellular region. Lineage: Eukaryota; Metazoa; Chordata; Actinopteri; Acipenseriformes; Polyodontidae.
CUCUCUCAGACGCUCCACGGCUUAUAUGAAGAUGGUCUUGUUGCUGUUCAGCAGUAUGUAAGGUCAAUGAAUUCCAUUAGAAGUGGUGGUCUGGCACGAUGACUGAAACUUUCCUAGAAGCGAAGGACGCCAAAUCCCUCCUCAAGCGUCUGCCGAGGGCUAAUAGUUUCCUGGAAGAGUUCCGUCAGGGCAACAUUGAGCGCGAGUGCAACGAAGAGAUCUGCAGCUAUGAAGAGGCCAGGGAGGUCUUUGAGAACCAGGAGAUGACGAUGGAAUUCUGGAAAACCUACUACACAGUGAGCACCAACUUUGACCCGCAGACUGAGCGCUCUGACACCAUGUACAUGGUGGUGCCCCUGUUGGGCGUGGCCUUGCUCAUCAUCAUCGCACUCUUCAUCAUCUGGAGGUGCCAGCUUCAGAAAACCACGCGCCGCCGUCCCGCUUACUCCCAGAACCGCUACCUCACCAACCGGACCUCCCGUAGCCUGCCCCGCAUCCUGGUGCACCGGGAGCCCUCGCAUACGACCACAGAACUGCCUCACCAUGAGCCCAGCGCCAGGGCAGGGGCAGCUAGCAGCGGGCACGCCAACCGGACACUGUAUGUUCAGGACACUUCUGUCUCUGUUGCCUCCCGGCUCUCCAGUGCCACACCACCCCCUUCUUAUGAGGAAGUCAUCGGACAUGUGGAGAGCAGCAGUGACGAAAACAGUGCCCCCUAUAGUGACCCUCCGCCUAAGUAUGAGGAGAUUGUAAGGCAGAAGUGACCAGAACCCCCAUCGCCCCCUUUACAGGAAAAUACGAAACAGGACACCUUCGCCUUAACUUGAAUUGUUUAAAAAGAAAAAGAAAAAGCACAACAACAUAAGCUUGCUAUAAAGAAAUAGAGAGAGAGAGAGAGAGAGGUAUAUGGAGAAUGUCCUCAUUUUAGAGAAAAGCAAUAGGAGUCUGGUUUCGGGAAAGUCCUUUUCUAAUGACUGUGACCCCUAGAAAUUUCUUGUGAUCUCUGACGUUUAGGGUUGUGGACCUCUGGAGUUGUGUUCUGAUUGGUUAUUGAGAGUGAAAUGUAUUCAAACAGCUUUCAUGAUUAGCUGAACAAAAGUGAUGCCACAGGAUUUCUGUGCUUACUCCCACAAUUGCUGGGUGUGUUAAGAAUGAAUGUUACAAGAAUCUAUUCAGGCAGAACAGAGCUUCUGUAAAACUUUGAGGGAUGGGAGAGUCAGGAAUGUGUGCCAAGAUUUAAAGCUGAGGGAGACCAGGUACUGUGAGCUGCUAAAUGAAGGUCUAUAUUCAGCCUUGCAGUCCAAAGGUCUCUGAACUCUCUCUGCAGAGGCCUCUCCACUCUGUAAAGAAUGUUAAAGGAGGAUUACUGAUGAAAGUCUCCAGUUGAAGAUUCUGUUAUGGAAUGGACCAAUGGAAAUUCUCAAACACCUGAUGCCUUUCAAUGACUCUGCAUUAUUGAGAAUUUGUCAAAUUUAAAAUAAGACACACAUAAAUACUUGUGAAUCAGCAAUCAUCUAGUUGACCUGCCACUGUAUCAGUGGUAGGUUUAGGGGUGGGUGGGUGAGUGGGUAAGGCUAUGUUUUUAAAAGUGUUCUAAUAUUGAAUGUUUUGGUGUUCUAAAGCACAGCUGCACUGCCAUUGAUCACUGUAUUCAAUCAGGGUUCGAACUGAACAGGUGCACCUUUAGAGUCUGGUUUAGUGGAAAGAUGUGAGUAAAUGUUUGACUGGGCAUAGUAGGAAGAACUGGAGUUUUUGUUAUAACCUGGACAUUUUUUUUUCUUCACUGCUUUCUCGUUAACAGAUCUACAGUAGCCAACUCCACUGAAUGUUUUGUGCAAUAUAUAUAUAUAUAUAUAUAUAUAUAUAUAUAUAUAUAUAUAUAUAUAUAUAUAUAUAUAUAUAUAUAUAUAUAUUUCCCAGUAAAUGAAACUACUGUUUUAAAUUAGAUCAAUUCUAAAUAUUUUAGGAAAAACAACCUAAAAUGUGGAUAAUUUCACAUCCAGUGUUGAACACAUAUUUAGUUUUUUAUUUCAUAAACACAUUGUAAGCACACAGUAGUAAUGAGUUUGUGGUUCCCCAGUUCUGUUCUAGUCCUGAUGGUGUUCUUGCAGAGACAUGCUAUUUUGAGUGCAGGUGGACAGGAUUGAAAGCCCUGAAGCCAGCAGGCUGUUUGCUUCCCUGCUGAAGUAGUAAUAGGUUACCAGCGCGUGAUCUGUCAGCCUCUGUGGACCUGCUCUCAAGUUCUGGUUAGUUUACCGCAAACGCGCAUGAAACAGAUCAGGAUAUCCUAGCUUUUUUUUUUUUUUUUUUUACUCUCUCUUUUCUGCAUAUGGUGAAUGGAAGGUUCUCAUAACUUUGUCAAUGUGUGAUUUCUGUUUUUCCUUUUUAGAUAAUAUAGAUGCAUUCCAAGAAAAUGUACAAGGGGCGGUGUGUGUGUGUGUGUGUGUGUGUGUGUGUGUGUGUGUGUGUAAAGUUUUAUCAUUGUUUUUUCCAGCCUACUUAACCACUUGAAUUUGAGUGUUAAAGCUGGGUCUGUACCUCCCUGCUGAAAUGUUAGCUAAAAAAUUCUCAUUUUUUUCUAUUUAUUUACUGUCCACCCACAGUAGCAAUGGGGAACUAAUAGUUUUCUCUGUAGCAAAAGCUAUAUCAAUGAAGUUAAGUUAAAACACAUACAUGUAUUAGAUGAGGGUCAAAACCCUCAACAGCCUUGUGUCAAAAAGUGUUUUAAAAAUUAAAAUAUUUGCAUUUGUUUUUUCACAACCAGUAAUAAACAAAUUUCAUUUUAGAAACUAAGUGAUGUAAGCAAGUCCAUUUUCAUUAUUGUUAUUUUAAACACAGUUUUCAAUAGGGUGUACUUCAAUAUAAUGUAACUUUUCUGGGGCUGUCCAGUCUCCUAAUGUACAGUGUGUAUAGUAGCUUUUGCUAUGCAUGUUGGUGUUUAGGUCAUUGAUGUCUGAUGUAGUGAAGCAAAUACAAUGUUUAACUCUUAACUUGCCACGUGGUUUGCCUUCCAACUCCAGUACUUUUCUAUGUCAGGGGCAUGAAAGAAUACUUUUUACUUCAGACAAUAAAAAAAAAAAAAACAGAUGGUUGCUUGCAAACCUAGAACAUAUUUAGUCGUUCCUGAACUCAAGCCUUGUUUGGUUUCCUUUCAGAGGUGGACAGUGGCACAAGAAGAGUUAAAUAUUGGUUACCUGCUUUUGGAUGCUUUGGAUCACUUUCUAUUUCAUGUUUAAUGCUUGGGAGUGUAUAAGUUACAAGUGGGCACUGUUUUGUAACUGGGCGGCCAGAACAAAAUAACUACUAAAACAGCAGGAUUAUUAUCGGCUAUCUCCUGCAUUAAAGGGACUAUAUCUU